AUGGAUGCCGCUAUAUUAUUAGAUAGUCAGCGUGAGAUCCAAGUUCGAAUCUCACGCUCUGUCGAAUACCUGAAGAAGAUGGGCGCUCCUAACAUCACAUCCAGUGCCGUCACUACCCGCAUCAGACUUCUCGAUCAAGCCUGGGAUAAGUUCGUAAUCCAGCACGAUCAGCUGCGCAUUGCCCUGAAAGAUAAGUUUAGGGAAAGUGAUUACGUUACUUCAGGACUCCAUGAUUUGACUGAAAAUACGUACGUACAGCAAAGGAGCAUCCUGGACGGCUACGCUGAACGCAUUCGGUCAGCCUCGGAGACAGUCAAGUUAAACGAAGCCGCUCCUCGAACCGCAUUACCUCGGGUCAGGAUUCCGCAGUUUUCGGGAGCUUACUCCGAGUGGCCAACCUUCCGAGAUCUCUUCCUGUCUGUCGUCGGUGAUAACGCCACCAUCUCUAAUAUCGAACGCCUGCAUCAUCUUCGGUCGAGUUUGAACGGACAGGCUGAAAAAUUGAUAAGCUCAUUACCGGUGACAGGAGACAACUACGAACGUGCAUGGACAAUACUGUGCAAACACUAUGAAAACGAGAGAGAACUUAUCCGAUGCAACUUCGCCGCAUUCAUCGCCGUGCCGAGAAUGAAGAACGGAACCGCUGAAGAACUGCAUCGCAUCCAUAACGCUGCCGUCACAGUCGUCAACGCACAGGAAAGUAUAGGUCGUCCCAUUGAAUCUCACGGAAUGGACCUCCUAAACUACCUGAUCGUCGAACAAUUCGACGCACACACUCGGAUGGAAUGGGAGAAUUCCAUAUCCGACUCCAACAAGUUACCACAGCACGAAACACUUUUGGACUUCAUGACGCGACGGAUGUUCACACUUAACGCCGUGCAUCCGAAGACUCUCAAGAAGAACUUCGGAGAGUCUUCACGAACGGCGAAGACACAUGUUGCGAAGCACGGAACUAACCUUCCACAAUGCGCACUGUGCCAUGAAAAGCACCAUCUGAUGACGUGUCGCGAAUUCAAGAUGAAAUCCGCUGCAGAUCGAAAGGCCUUCGUUGAGACACACAGACUGUGUUUCAACUGCCUCGGAAAUCACUAUCUCACAAAAUGUCAGUCGAAGAAGAACUGCAACACAUGCAAGGCACGUCAUCACACUUUACUGCACGACGCAUACAACACGGUCACCGCACAUACACCAGAAGCCACUUCACUCGCCGCACUGCACAAAGCCAAGGAACAGAAGGCUGUGCUUCUCGCCACUGCUCGGGUGAACAUAGCCGAUCGCCAUGGAGCACCGCACGACGUCCGAGCACUGAUCGACCAGGGAUCAGAGGUGUCGAUCGUUUCUGAAGCACUGGUGCAACGAUUGAACCUGCCUCGAUCACGCACCGACAUGGCCAUCUUUGGGAUCGGAGGCGCACGACCAGGGUCAACGCGUGGCACGCUGCACCUCACUUUGGACAUCACGAACGCCCGGCUCUCCGUGAUAGCGUUUAUAUUGCCACGCCUAUCACUUCUUCAAGGCUCCACGUCCAGCACACUACAAGAUUGGCCGCAUAUUCGAGGACUUCAACUGGCGGAUCCUCAAUUUCACGAGAACGAUCCAGCCGAGCUACUCCUGGGAGCGGAGGUGUGCUCCUUAAUUCUUGAAGAAGGUCUACGCAAGGGUGGACCUCAGAUGCCAAUUGCGCAGAAGACAUCACUAGGAUGGAUACUCUCUGGAGGCUCCGACGUCGCAUCCGCAGAAGAGCACCGUCGCACAUUCCAGUGCACUGCCGAUCACGAGCUACUCGAGCUGGUGCAACAGUUUUGGGAACAGGAACGGGAGACCAACGCAGUCACGACACUCUCCGUCGAAGAGCAGCAAUGCGAGGAAUUCUUCGUGCACACGCACACUCGCACCCCUUCAGGACGAUAUGUGGUGAAGCUGCCAUUCUCCUCACCAAUCACUGCACUCCGCGAAACCCGCAAACCAGCUGAGCGGCUUCUUACAACGAUGGAGAGGCGAUACGUCCAGGACCGUCGAUUCGGCAACCUGUAUCGCAACUUCAUGAAAGAAUACGAAGACCUAAAACAUAUGACGCUGGUGACAUGCUCCACAACUAGCAAUCAGUCAACGUACUUACUACAUCAUGGAGUACUCAAGGAGUCCAGUGCCACGACGAAGCUGAGGGUCGUGUUCAAUGGGUCGCAGCGAACGCGAACAGGAGACUCAUUAAAUGCACAUCUCAUGAUUGGAGCAAAUCUUCUGCCAGCUCUUCCUGACGUACUCCUUCGAUGGCGUCAACACCAGUAUGUCUUCGUUGAUGAUAUAGAAAAAAUGUAUCGGCAAAUACUCGUGCAUCCGGAUGACUGCAAAUUCCAAACGAUCCUGUGGCGUCAUUCAACUGAUGAUGAAGUGCGAGAGUACCAGCUGAGAACGGUCACCUACGGUCUGGCGUGUGCUCCGUUUCUCGCCAUACGGACACUCCGUCAGCUCGCAACAGACGAAGAAGAGCAGUUUCCUCGUGGCGCCGUGGCUCUGCGUCGAGACUGUUACGUCGACGAUGUGGUCACCGGCUCAAAUACGCUGAACGAUGCGAUCGCACUCCAGACAGAAAUUCGCAACCUCUGCUUGGCGGGCGGAUUUCCGUUGAAGAAAUGGGCAGCCAACGACGAGAGGAUCCUGACUGGAGUACCAAGCAAUCAUCUUUUGCAGCAAUUACCGCCAGCCUGGGAAGAAGAGAGCCACGCCACGCUAGGACUCCGCUGGCACCCGCAACACGACCAGUUCUCCUUCGUGUUUCAUCCGCACGCUGCCAUCAAUCACGAAGAGAACGGAUUGGACUGGGACACCCCGCUGCCGCCAUCCAAAGCUCGAGAAUGGCAACGUCUUCUAGAAGAACUCCAUCUUCUAGAUCAGUUGCGAAUAAAACGCUGGCUCGGGACCAGAGCAGAUAAGACCACGCUGCAGCUUCAUGGCUUCGCCGACGCAUCCGAACAAGGAUAUGCCGCCGCAGUAUACAUCCGCAUCACUGAAAGGAACGAAACGUCAAUAAGGUUAUUGAUGGCCAAAAGCAAGGCAACAUCAGACACAUACUUAUGGUCUGAUUCAACAGUGACCCUCCAGUGGAUUCGCGGUCACUCCUCACGCUGGAAGACUUUUGUCGCCAAUCGAGUCGCUCACAUCCAGACGCAGCUGCCUAAUGCACAAUGGAGACACGUAGCUGGUCACGACAACCCUGCGGACUGUGCAUCAAGGGGUAUUAAUCCAAGCGAACUGAUCAAUCACGCUCUAUGGUGGACAGGACCUACCUGGUUAUCACAGAACGAAUCGGCCUGGCCAAACUCCGAGAUGGAGAUCCGAGGAGACGACGUGCCAGAAAGGAAAGCCACGAGCCUGAUGACUGUGAACCGGGUCAUCAUCGAGCCAGAAAUCCUGCUCCGCUUCUCAUCACUGCAUCGCCUGCUACGGAUAUCCGCAUGGUGCCGUCGCUGGCUGCGCGCUUCCGAGCCGACUCACACUGCUGGAUUAACGUUGAGUCCGGAGGAACUUGACAUGACACUCUUUCGUUGGCUUCGAGAAGUGCAGACACUGCACUUCACGGACGAGAUCACCGUAGUCGCAGCUGGACGCUCCGUCGCACCAAGCAGCACAUUAGCCAAGCUGACUCCGUUCCUCGACGACCAUGGUGUUCUGAGAGUGGGAGGUCGGCUUAAGAACGCCCUGCUGACACAGGAUGAGAGGCAUCCGAUGAUCAUUCCAACCUCGUCGUGGCUGACUCGUCUGCUGGUGGAAUCCUGUCACCGUCGGACGCUGCAUGGAGGAGUGCAACUCACCCUGGGGCUGCUUCGACUGCGCUUCUGGAUUCCACGAGGACGCACAGUCGUAAAACAAUAA
This is a messenger RNA of Nylanderia fulva, 3873 nucleotides long. NCBI's taxonomy places the organism in Eukaryota, Metazoa, Arthropoda, Insecta, Hymenoptera, Formicidae. The record is from RefSeq and is a predicted model, not a curated record.